AACAUCUGGCAAGGUACUUCGUCAAACAGCAGAAGCCCCAGCUUUUUUAAUAAAGCUUGACAUUUGCUUUUUCUUGCUUUUUAUCGUACCUCUGCAGGAUGUCUUUGCCCUCCUCUUUCGGUUCGCAGGUCUCCGCCAUCAUGGAUAUGUUGGCGAAAGCUGCAGUCACAGAAAUAACGAAGCUGGUGGAGGAGGGGGGUGUUGUGUUGAGGCUGGAGAUGUGUCGGAGGGACAGUGAGAUCCAGGAGCUCAAGAGAACUUUAAAGCUGAUGGAGGUGGAGCUCUGCAAAGCCCAAGAAGCAGUCAACAUCCGGGCAAUAAUGGAGGAGAAACAGGAGCAAACAGCAGCCGGGAAUCAGGUCCUUAGAACAGUUGCAGACCAACAAGAACAUCAGGAAGCAUGUGGAGUGUAUCUGAACCCAAAGUCGGCUCAUUCCCUGUGCGAGACGGUACACGUAACAGAGAAGAUCCAUGACAUGAAGCCAGCGGUGAAACACGAGCCAGCAGAAGAACCCUUCACCCAGGAAACAGAAAACACUUUAACAGCAGACAUUUGCUUUGAGGCGCGAGAGCCAGAUGACAUGAUGUGGCCUCCUCCUGCUUGCAGCAUGUUUGAUAAAAGCUCCGUUGCAAUGCAGCAGAACAUGCAGAUUUCCCCCUCUGACAAUGAGCAAUAUGCUGCUCACAGAAACACAGAAAGCUCCUAUAACUCUUCAGCAACUGCAGCACAGGAAAUCGCAGGUGGUUCUUUAAAUGUGCCGAUAAAAUUAGAGGUAGAGACUCGACCUAUGUGCAUGGGAAGUACGGCUGUUCACAAUGAGCAGUUCAGACAUGCUCCACAUCCUGCAGUCAGUCAGGAUCCGUGUUUGGAGUCUGCUUCUCAACAUGCCGGGCCGUCACUAGCUCCGCCUCAUGCACAGAGGUCCCCAGCAGAGUGGCACAUCCUCAAUGUAAACAACCAAAGAGCAAAAAGGCUCAUGAAUGUUUGGAGAACGAAUCAGAAACUGUUCAUCUGCUCGGUGUGCAACAGGGGUUUCCCUCGCAAGUCUCAGCUAGAGGUGCACAUGGCCUCCCACCAGACUUUUAAACCCUACCGGUGCCUCGAAUGCGGGAAAUCUUUCACCCAGAAGACCCGGCUGAAGACGCACCAAAGCGUGCACACGGGGGAGAGGCCGUUCAGCUGUAAGAUCUGCGGCAAGAUGUUUUCGAGGCAGGACAACUGCACGAGACACGAGCGGUUCCACAGCGGGCUGCGGCCCUACAGCUGCGGACAGUGUGGGAAGAGCUUCACGGUGCUGGGUAACCUCAGAAUACAUCAAGAGAUCCACCUGCAAGGAAGAUAGCGAUCAGAAGACAAUUUACAUCUUGUACUUUGACAGUUUUAAUGCAUUUAAUACAAACAAUGUAAAUGUUACAUUUCAGGGUGGUCAAACCAUUGGUGAGGAACAUUAUAAUUAAACAAUGUACUGCAUAUGUUUAGGUGCAGACUCAUGAUGUUGCCCAACCUAACCUGAAACACACCAAAGUCCCUCUGUUUCAUAGUAAAAGGAGAGUGGGUGAGUGCCUAUGCAAUAACCAUUUGUGUUUUUAAUUAACGUAAAUGAAAUUCAUAUUGAGAGAUUUUCUUUUUUUGUACAUUAAAUAUCAAUGUUCCCAUUUAUUUUUUUAAAUGUUGCCUUCAAAGUUCAAACUUAAAUUCUUUUUUUUCCCCUGCAGGAUUUUUAUAUUUGUAUACAUACAUUUAACUUCCUUGAGAUUCUUGAAAGAUUGUUAACUUGAGAGGAACAUUUGGGUCUCGGAUGUUUUUGAAAAUAGACAUGGAACAUUGAAAAUGCUUGAGUUUGUAUAUUUUGUGCAAGGAUACAAAUCUUUCUUUUACUUAAAGGUGGGGUAGGUAAGUUUGAGAAACCGGCUCGAGAUACACUUUUUGUUAUAUUCCAUGGA
This is a messenger RNA of Trematomus bernacchii (emerald rockcod), 1944 nucleotides long. Its product is annotated as zinc finger protein 112-like. Gene Ontology annotation, molecular function: DNA-binding transcription factor activity; RNA polymerase II cis-regulatory region sequence-specific DNA binding. Gene Ontology annotation, biological process: regulation of transcription by RNA polymerase II. Bases 99 to 1343 code for a protein of 414 amino acids. The record is from RefSeq and is a predicted model, not a curated record. NCBI's taxonomy places the organism in Eukaryota, Metazoa, Chordata, Actinopteri, Perciformes, Nototheniidae. The transcript has 2 exons.